Molecule: messenger RNA, 3980 nt
Organism: Myodes glareolus (Bank vole)
Lineage: Eukaryota; Metazoa; Chordata; Mammalia; Rodentia; Cricetidae
Product: phospholipid scramblase 2
Biological process (GO): phosphatidylserine exposure on apoptotic cell surface
Cellular component (GO): plasma membrane
Molecular function (GO): phospholipid scramblase activity
Source: RefSeq, a predicted model, not a curated record
GGCCUCAGAACUCAGCUCGCUGUUUGGCUGAACUUCACCUAGGGUACAGGGGCGUAACUUUCCGGUGGGAAAAGGAAAUCAUUUUGUAUGCAAAACUCAGGAAACAAAACCUUAGCCACCCGCAGCUGAGUCACUUCAGGAAGCUUUUCUCCCGCCUUUAGUGGAGUGCAGCACCCUUGCUUUCUCAGAGGGGUCUGGAGAGCAGCGACGCUGCGGGUUCCAGGAUUUGCUGCUUAACAACGAAUACCGGAUGCACAGGAAAGAAAGGAACAGCAGGAGAAGGCAGAGUGGAAUAGCUCACCAGCUGCCCACUCAGGCUGUCUGAGGGUGGCCCUCUCCUUUGCUUCAUAUCUGAGGACGGAUCCUGAGUCAGCUUGUUUUAGAAAUUGUGCACGCCAAUGGAGGCUCCCCGCCCAGGAAGACACAUGCCAGCUGGGCAUGUCCCUCAGUAUCCACCAGCAGCAUUCCAAGGACCUUCGGCACAUACUGGACGGCCUACAGCACUCCAGACUGGCUACCAAGGUCCCCAGUCUGCUUAUCCCGGGCCUCAGCUUGGCUACACAGUCUCAACAGCUGGCAGUGAAGGUUAUAAUGCAACCCAGCUUCCUACUCAAAAUAGCCAGGCUAUCAUCCUUGUUAAUACCCAGUGGAUGCCAGCACCGCCACCUCUUCAGAACUGCCCACCUGGGCUAGAAUACUUAAGUCAGAUAGAUCAGAUUCUGAUUCAUCAGCAAACUGAACUUCUGGAAGUAUUAACAGGCUUUGAAACAAAUAAUAAAUUUGAAAUUAAGAACAGCCUGGGGCAGAUGAUUUAUCUAGCGGUGGAAGAUACUGACUGUUGCACUCGGAACUGCUGUGAAGCAUCUCGACCUUUCACCUUGAGGAUCCUGGACAAUCUGGGUCAAGAGGUCAUGACUCUGGAGAGACCCCUGAGAUGCAGUAGCUGUUGCUUUCCCUGCUGUCUCCAGGAGAUAGAAAUCCAAGCUCCUCCUGGUGUGCCCAUAGGUUAUGUGACUCAGAACUGGCAUCCAUGUCUGCCAAAAUUGACUCUUCAAAAUGAGAAGAAGGAGGAUGUUCUAAAAGUCGUUGGUCCCUGUGUUGCAUGCACCUGCUGUACAGACAUUGACUUUCAGAUCAAAUCUCUUGAUGAAAAAUCCAGAAUCGGCAAGAUCUCCAAGCAGUGGUCGGGGUGUGUGAAAGAGGCCUUCACAGACUCAGAUAACUUUGGGAUCCAGUUCCCACUUGACCUUGAUGUGAAGAUGAAGGCUGUGACACUCGGAGCGUGUUUCCUCAUAGAUUACAUGUUUUUUGAAGGCUGUGAGUAGGAACAAAACUCAGUAGCAUGGUGGGAAGAAUGAAAGAAGACAGAGAAGAUCUGACAUCUGCAUGAUGAGACCAUGUAAAUGAGAAACAGAUGGCUUUAUUUUUCUUUAAUGUGUACAGUUGUGAUUCCGAAUGAUAGUUGAUUUUCUACAUGUUUGAAAUAGACAUGAGUGCAUAUCUUUAUACACACCUAAAAUAGUCUCUAAAUUCAUGAUAAAAAUAAAAAUAUAUUUAGAAAUAACAUUUUAUGGAAUAUUUCAUCGUAAUUGUAGUUUAUUUUUCAUCUUCUGUUAAAUUUAAACCUUGCAAGUAUUAAUUAUAAAGUCACACUUGAUUCUGUCAAAUCUUGUUAGCUUAUUUCUUACAAGAAAACUGAUAUUAUUUUGAAAAUAUAUAGUUUGAAAACUUUUUAAAGGUUACUAUUUUUGUUGGCUGGGAAAUAUUUCUCAAUAAAAUAAAUGCAAAUCAUAAAAAGUAACUUCUAUUUUCUUCUAUCUUUAGGAAAUAACAUUAAAUGCUCUUUUAUAAUUUCUAUUAUAAAAUUUCAUACUGAGAAGUCCACAACUUGCAAAUUUUAAAUGCUUUUUCAAUGACAUGAACAAUGACAUGUUUUCCUGCUAAGAAACUCUAUCUUUUAGGACUCACUCUCUUUACUACUUUACUGUUGGUAUACUGUUUGACAUUUAUAUUCAAUUAUUUAUCAAGAGACCCUACCAUGGAUUUGAACAGUGAACACUUUGAUCUUGGCUGUUCAAGUGAGGUUCAGUCCUCCCAGGUGACUCUAGUUUAUGUCAAAUUAGCCAUGACAACUAAUCAUGACAUCAGGGAGUUUUACCAAAAUUUGGGACUGUUCCUGUGGUAAAACUUAUUACCUGCAUCUUAAGUCUUUGUGCCUGGGUUGUAGGAGGAAUGUGGAAAAGUUUGAAAUUUGGGGCUAGAAAAAAAUCCAAAAAAUGCUGUUAGCAGUCUUGAACUGGCCAUUGUAGUGACUGUUUCAAUGACCAAAAGACAGUGAAAAAUUUGAACUCUUAAAGCCCAGUUUCAUGGAGGGACAUGAACACUUAAGAACAGAACUGGUGCAUUCUUGUUCUUUUCUGACAACAAGCCUGGCUUUACUUUGACCAUAUCCAGAGAACUUGAGUUAACCUGAAUUCAAAAGUAACCGCCUACCUUGUAGGCAAGAGGACAUUUCAAGGCGGGAUGUUGAGACUGUUUUUACAGUGAUUUCUCAUCACAAACAUUCAGCUCUUCUGUGAGAGAAAGCAAGAAGUUCAGUAAAAAGAAACAAUGGGCAGCUCUGUGAGGAAAAGGAUAUAAACAGAACUAUGAACAGCAAAGAACAGAGCAUUUACAAUUGUUAAAGACAUUGAGAUCAUCACCAACCAGCCUCCUCUGUACCAGGAGACUCGAGGGCAAGAGUCCUCCAAUCAAAGGCGUGUGAAAAUGGAAACUUCAGCAAAGGAGAGAGCCUGAACUGAGAAUACAGCUUGAGAGGAUAGGAAGUGGUCUCCUCUUCUCUCAAGUCACUGCCUUAAGAAAGAUUUCCAAUGCCGACACACAGAACUCGAUAAAGUUGUGUGGGCUUCAAGGAAGGGAAGGGAAGAGACUACGUUUCCUACUUGUAGCAGAAUUUGGCAGUGUCAUCCGUGUAUAGUUUUAAAGGCAUGAAAGCUAAACGAUUGCAGUAUAAUGGAAAGCCGCUCAGGCGAACAGUGUGGAACAAGUUCAGAGUGAUGGGCUGUGUCAUGGAGCUUAAAAUGUCAAGCUUAAGUUACUAGUGAAAAUCCCAGGAUAGUGAAGUUCUGGGAAAAUGGAAUGUGUACCGAGCAGGUACACUCUUCAGGUGUAGAAUGAAGCCAGUCCAGGCUGGAGGUGUGGAAGGCAGCGGAGCUAGAUGAUGAGGUCAUCCAAGCACUUUGGAAUUCACUUUAUUAUCCCAGAAGCCCCAGGUGCCAGACAUGAAGAUUUUAGGAUAGGUAAUUUGUUUUGGUUUUGUUCGGUAUGACUGUUCCUACUGUGGCUUUCACUUUGGGAACAGAAAUGCUUACUCUGCUACUGUGUGCUGAAAAUACGCAUCUCCCUUUUGGUUUCAUGAGAGCUGAAAGUUAAGAGAGUUUAGACUUUUAAAGGAUUGAAACUAUUAAUGACUGGGCUUUUUGCCGUACAAAGGCAUGUAUUAGGUAUUUUCACAUGGUUAUGAAUUUAUGGAGGUGUGAGGUUGUAGGGUUUGCAUUAAACUUGAUGUUUUUGAAUGCCCAGUUGGCAAAGGAUACCACUGUGACGGUUAAUGUUAAUUGUCAAUUGUCACAGAAUUUAGAAUCACUCGGGAAAUGGACUUACGCGUGCCUCCGUGGGAUUUUCUUAGCUAUGUUAAUUGAUGUCCAAAGCCUCGUCUUGACCGCGGCAGGACCAUGACCUCGUCAUGGAAGCCUGCACUGAGAAAAUGAGAGAAAUGAGCUGAGCAUUUGUGCCCUGCUUCUUGUCACACAUUCGAGUUAAUCGUCAACCUAUUUUCCAUGUCUGUGUGAUUUUAAAUGCCCCGAUUUGUGCCAAAAAGUAGUUUAAAAAUUUACCCAAGUUGGAAACCAACUAGAUCUGGAGCACUAAUACUUAAUUCCAUUUCUCUACUAAUAAAAAUGUGAUUUUUUAACCGUGGC